AUGCCCAAGAAAGCCAUCGACUCCCGCAUUCCGGCGCUGAUUCGAAAUGGCGCACAGGAGAAGAAGCGUAGUUUCUUUGUCGUUGUUGGCGACCGCCAAAAGGACGUCAUCGUCAACCUCUACCACAUUCUGCUCAACGUCGACGUUAAGCUGAACAAGUCGGUGCUAUGGGCAUAUAAGAACAAGCUACUGGGAUUUUCCAGUCACCGCAAGAAGCGCGAAAAGAAGAUCAAGAACGAGAUCAAGCGCGGCAUCCGUGAUGUCGACACCGAGGAUCCGUUCGAACUAUUCAUCUCGACGCAGAACAUUCGAUAUGUCUACUACAAAGAGACGGAAAAGAUUUUGGGUAACACAUACGGCAUGUGUAUCCUGCAGGAUUUCGAAGCGCUUACGCCCAACCUCCUUGCGCGGACAAUAGAGACAGUCGAAGGUGGAGGACUGGUCAUACUCUUGUUGAAGGGCAUGAGCAGCUUGAAGCAGCUGUAUACAAUGUCUAUGGAUAUCCACUCCAGAUACCGAACAGAGGCGCAUAGCGAUGUCGUUGCGCGCUUCAAUGAGCGCUUCCUGUUGUCACUUGGAAAGUGUGAUAGCUGCCUGGUUGUCGACGAUGAACUUAAUGUGCUCCCCAUUUCCGGUGGAAAGCACGUCAAGCAAUUACCGCCACCGGACCCAGAGUUGGAAGGCAAGACACCAAAGGCGAAGGAAUUGGCAGAGAUAAAAGAGUCCCUAGCGGACUCGCCUCCCACUGGAGAUCUGGUCAAGCUCGCAAAGACUGUGGAUCAGGCAAAGGCUCUCCUCACAUUUGUCGAGGCAAUCGUGGAGAAGACCCUGCGAAGUACGGUUACACUAACAGCAGCACGUGGUCGAGGUAAAUCAGCAGCUUUGGGUGUGGCUGUAGCAGCAGCAGUUGCGCACGGCUAUAGCAACAUCUACAUCACAUCGCCAAGUCCAGAGAACUUGAAGACGCUAUUCGAAUUCAUCCUCAAGGGUUUUGAUUCGCUCAACUAUGUCGAUCACCAGGACUACACCAUUAUGCAGUCCACCCAACCCGACCAGAACAAGGCGAUUGUAAGAAUCGAGUUACACCGCCAGCACCGACAAGUGAUUCAAUAUAUCAAGCCAGAAGAUUCGCAUGUUCUGGGUCAAGCGGAGCUGUUGGUCAUUGACGAAGCUGCAGCUAUUCCUCUGCCAUUGGUACGGAAACUCAUGGGUCCUUACCUUGUCUUCAUGGCCUCGACGAUCAACGGUUACGAAGGUACUGGCCGAUCACUGUCUCUCAAGCUCAUACAGCAACUUCGCGAACAAUCACGAGGCAAGGGUACCAACGGCUCGACCCACGUCGUAGAUCGCUCAACAGGAAAGGAGACAAAGGAUGCUUCAGAGACUACGAUGACAGGUCGCUCGCUGCGAGAAAUUACGCUCUCAGAGCCCAUACGAUACGCACCAGGCGACUCCGUCGAGCGCUGGAUGAACGACCUCUUGUGUCUCGACGCAACCCUGCCCCGAAAAUCAGCCACACAAGGAUGCCCUCAUCCUGACAAGUGCCAGCUCCUUCACGUAAACCGUGAUACACUUUUCUCUUACAAUCCGGCUGCAGAAAAGUUCUUGCAGAAGAUGAUGGCGCUCUAUGUUGCCAGUCACUACAAGAACACGCCCAACGACUUACAGCUCAUGUCCGAUGCGCCUGCGCACCACUUGUUCGUCCUUACCGGACCUGCAGAGGACAACAAGCUUCCUGAGCCUCUUUGUGUCAUUCAAGUGGCAUUGGAAGGUCAGAUCAGCAGGGAAAGUGUGCUGAACAGUUUGAGCAGAGGGCAGCGGGCAGGUGGCGACUUGAUCCCAUGGAUUGUGUCUCAGCAAUUCCAGGAUGAGAACUUUGCAAGUCUGUCGGGUGCCCGUGUGGUGCGGAUAGCAACAAACCCGGAAUACGUCAAUAUGGGAUACGGAUCAAAGGCCCUGCAACUCCUGGUUGAUUUCUACGAUGGCAAGCUCGCAAGCUUAUCCGAGACGGAGCCUCAAGAGGUGGAGCAGAUGCGAAGGGUCACAGAGGAAGACUUGGAAGAUGCAUCACUUCUUAAGGAUAACGUCAAGGUUAGGGAAGCAAGCGAGAUGCCGCCGCUGUUUGCUCGGUUACAAGAGUUGAAGUCUCCCAAGCUUGACUACGUUGGUGUAUCAUACGGCCUCACCUCGCAGUUGCACAAGUUCUGGAAACGCGCAUCCUUUGUGCCAGUGUACCUUCGGCAAACACCCAAUGAUCUGACCGGAGAGCAUACAUGUAUCAUGUUACGCUCGCUCGAGACUACCUCAUCAGAUGGAAGCUGGGUGGCAGCUUUUGCCAAGGACUUCCAGAAGCGAUUCCUCUCUCUCCUCUCCUAUCAAUUCCGCACAUUCCCAUCCACGACAUCCCUCUCGAUAGAAGAGUCUGCCUCAGCAGGAUCCAAACUCGACGCCGACCUCGCCGCAAAACCCAUCAGCAAAGCCGAACUCGACGCCCUCUUCACCCCCUUCGACCUCAAGCGCCUGGAAUCCUAUGCAAACAAUAUGCUAGACUACCACGUCAUCCUCGACAUGCUCCCUUCCAUCGCCCACCUCUACUUCACCGGCCGCCUCAAAGACACAGUCAAACUCACCGGCAUCCAAAAAUCCCUCCUCCUCGCCAUCGGCCUCCAGCGCAAAGAAUUCUCCGAUGUGGAAAAAGAACUCAAAGAUGCAAACGCCAGCCAGCUCAUGGCCAUGUUCGUCAAGAUCAUCCGCAAAGUCGCCACCGCCUUCCGCAGCAUCGUCGAGGGCGCAGUCCAGGAAACUAUGCCUGACGUCAUGGAAAUUGAAGAGAACGCAGGAACGGCAGAUGGGGAUGCAGGCCGCUUCAAGCCGCUGGAGAAGAACUUGGAAGAGGAGUUGAAAGAGGGUGGAGAGGAGUUUCUUGCCGAGGAUAGAGAGAGGCAGAGGAGUAUGAUUGAUGCUUUGCCUUUGCACAAAUACGAAAUCGGUGCCGGAGCUGCCGAUUGGGAAGACGCCGAGCGCGCUAUUAGCAAUGCGGCGAAGAAGGGCGCUACAGGCAGCAUGACGGUGUCUGUCAAGACGGGCGAGAAGAAGAGGAAAGUAGGGGAGGCGGUGGAGGAGGCGUAUAAGGAGGCUGAGAAGUUCAAGGAGAGUGCGGGGAAGAAGAGUAAGAAGCAUAAGUCUGGGAAGAGGACGUGA
Molecule: messenger RNA, 3201 nt
Organism: Bipolaris maydis ATCC 48331
Lineage: Eukaryota; Fungi; Ascomycota; Dothideomycetes; Pleosporales; Pleosporaceae
Source: RefSeq, a predicted model, not a curated record